AUGUCGUCAGAGAAGGAAAACGAGGUGCUGUCGAUGUUUUUCGACGACGCGUUCGUGCCACACGACUAUCUGGACGCGCUCUUCACCUCAUCGCUCAAUCUCAACACCCCACAGCUCAAAGACAAGUCUAUAUCGUUUGCCUCGUCUGCGUCCUUGAAAUCGCUCCAGGGCAAGUGUCUCUCGCUGCUCACGCAUCUGGACUACUACACAAACGAGCUCACGCGCCAGUUCGAGCAGAAACUUCAGGAUUUGCAUAAUUCGUCGUCCAUCAUCUCUUACACCUCGGACGACAACGCCGGAAUCACAAGACUCGAGUAUUACGUGGAGUAUCUGGCCUCCUCGAUUAACUCGCUCAAUAGGGACCUGGAUGACGUCAACACGAAGCUCAAGUCGGUGAACGUGCCGCCUCAGUCGGAAGACCUUGUCAAGGACUUCCAGGACCUCAAACUGGUCAAAGAGCGUAUAAAAGCCACACUGGACAUAUUCGAGAUAAUCCAAGCCGUGGUGCUCACAAGCACAAUUGAGGAAGGAAAACUACAGAACGCUUCGAGCACGUUGUCCUUUGCACCAACAGGCUCCACGCAGAGCGACCCGGCUGCAAACGUCAGUCUCGACACGUUCUCCUCGUCGCUCAGUAUACUCGAAGAAACAAUCUUGGACCAGAUCCAAAAGGAGAAAGGAUCCGCAGAGGUGAACCAGGGACUCGUGGACAAGAUCCAGUUACUGGUGGACCUGCUUCCGUUCUUCAAAAAUCUCACGAGAUUCUACCUCAUCUACGCAGACUUCGCCCAGUUCCUCGAGAGCGAGAAAAAACGCUAUCUGAAUAGGUUUAAUAAAUAA
This is a messenger RNA of Ogataea philodendri, 840 nucleotides long. RefSeq lists its product as uncharacterized. Bases 1 to 840 code for a protein of 279 amino acids. The transcript has a single exon. The record is from RefSeq and is a predicted model, not a curated record. Lineage: Eukaryota; Fungi; Ascomycota; Pichiomycetes; Pichiales; Pichiaceae.